Thamnophis sirtalis is the source of this 364-nucleotide messenger RNA. NCBI's taxonomy places the organism in Eukaryota, Metazoa, Chordata, Lepidosauria, Squamata, Natricidae. The record is from RefSeq and is a predicted model, not a curated record.
AUGCUAGUUUAUGGGCAGAAUGCUGUUGCCACACAAAAGCAAGUACAGGGGUGCUUCGCUCCCGCACGAAGGCUCCGGCUGUCGCCUCUGCUGCUUUGGCCCACCUCUGCUGCCUCACCUUGCCGCAAUAGUGCCAUUUCCUUGCUUCAGCCAGCACAGGCUGCACUAUGUGCACCAUUUCUUGUACCACCUUCUACGGCAGACUUCCAGCCCUACCAUGAGCUGCCUGGAUGCUCCCUGGCAGGCAAGGUGCACCCCGGUGGAAGAACUGCUCCCGGACGACCAGCUUUGGGAUAUGGAACCAACUUUCCUACCAACGUCCGCAGGCCACUGUCAAUCUGCCCGUCUUCUUUUUCCUUCACUC